Closterium sp. NIES-67 is the source of this 928-nucleotide messenger RNA. Lineage: Eukaryota; Viridiplantae; Streptophyta; Zygnematophyceae; Desmidiales; Closteriaceae. The record is from the annotation of a GenBank genome assembly.
UUCGACGUGGACGGCACGCUGAUCCACUCGGUCGGCUCGGAGUCCAACAAGCUCCAUAAGCGCGCGUUCGCGCACGCCAUGAAGCGAGUGUUCGGGAUUCAAGGCACCAUAGACGCCAUUCAGCACCAUGGCAGCACGGAUCAGGCUGUCCUCAUCAACACCCUCGAGUUCUACGGCAUUCCCAGACACAUAAGCGAGCCUCAGCUGCCAGUGCUGUGCGAAGCCAUGCUGCAGUACUGCAGGGAGCACGCGGGGGACUCAGCGGACGGCAUUGCGCUGCUGCCAGGUGUCCGCACGUUAUUGGAGGAGCUCACGGGCGUGCAGCCCAACGUGGUGGUGGGACUGGUGACGGGCAAUCUGGAGGACAUCGCGUGGCUCAAGAUGGAGGGGCUUGACGUCGAUGCCCUCUUCACCGCACCACACAUUGGGGGGUUCGGCAGCGACCAUAUGGAUCGGGGAGAGCUAGUUCGGAUAGCGAGGCAGCGGGCAGAGGAGAGAAUACCAGGUCCGCCCUUCAGGCUGCAUGCUCAUGUUGGUGACACGCCGAAUGACAUCAUUGCUGCCAGGUUCGGUGGUGCCAAGCCUAUCGGGGUCUGCACUGGAAUCUUUUCCAAGGCUGAGCUGCUGGCUGUGCUGCCUCCACCCCAAGCCAAGGAACUUCCCCCAAGCACAGAAUCAAAUUCUUCAUGUGCUGAUGCUGCAGCAGUAGCAGCUACUGCACCUGUUGCACUAGUGUCUGGUGCACCAGAUUGUGGCAGUAAUGGCGGAUGCACUGACAGUAGUAGCAGCAGCAGCACAAAUGGUGUUGUGCUGGAAGCGGUUAUUCUUGACUCAUUGGAGUGCUCCUCCACCUUUUUCAAGGCAUGUGAUCUUCCCAUCAUCUCGGCUUCCUUAUGAUUUGUAUCCAGUGCACUUUUUAUCAAUCACA